AUGCAAUUAUCUCCUAUUGAUUUGGACUAUUUACACUAAGAGAGCAUUGGGGGAGUCAUUGCAGAUGGUUUGACAGUACUUUACAAUACACAACCUGAAAAACCAAUUGAAUUUUUAGCCAAAUGGUUAUUAUAAUAUUGUAAAACUUCCACUCAAAAAACUCACUUCCAUGAUGAUCUCUAGAAGAAAGAAUAAAACAUUCAGAAUUUUAUCCAAUAACAAAAGUAAGAGAAGGAAAGAUUGGAAGAAUUGCUAUCAUUCAAAUAAUAAACUAUGUAAUAAGAACAAAAUUACGUUGAUUAUCUGAGAAACCACCCUUAUCAUUAGGAAUUGAUUAUUCAAGAGUUUCCAGAUUUUUUGAUGAAGAAAUUUGUAAGAAUCUCUUAUAUUAUUUCAAUUUAGAAUUUAUCCGGAGUUUACAUCUGUUAUUUCACCCAUCAGAAAUAAGACGUUGAUGUUGACUUAGUUGAUGAUGAAAAUGCGUUUAUCAAUCAAAAGGCACCUAAACUAUUGAAAUAUGUAGGAACCUCUUUAAAUCAAAAAUUCCUUCUCAAUUUAAACCUAACUGAAUAAGCCAUUCUAACAUAUGAAGUACUCAAACCACCUCCUGUUGAAGAAGGCAAAGUUCCUGAAGUAUACAAGGGCUGCUACGUCCCUGAUGUUGUCAAAGAACCAAAGGUUUAUUUUCAUAGGUUCCCAAAAUUGGGAUGUUAUUUUGCCAUGCCUAUGAAUUUUGAAACUUCCCUCUUUGAAGUACUGCAUUUUCAAUUAUAUUAGGAUGCCUUUGAUGCAGGUUUGAUUAAUAGGAUAAAGUAUAAUUCUGAAGUAGAAACUCAAAAGCAAGAAAUAAAAGCUAAAGAAGAAGAACAUGCAGAAUAAUUAUAAAAUGCAGAAAACGAAGAGCAAAAACAAUAAUUGGAAGAUGAACACCAGAAUUAUCUGUCUUCAUUGCCACAAAUCGUAGAACCACCCUUUUUAGGCAUCUAACAAUAAUACAUUGUGUGUGGCGAUACAUUAGGAUAAGACAGAAGAUUGUCAGAAGAAGAACGCAAUGAAUUAUAUGAGGCGAUUCAAUAAUUUGGACAAAGUUACCAAGAGAAAGAGAUAGCCCUUUUAUCAGAAGAUAUCAAUUAAUAAAUUGAAUAUCAAAGUACUAUUCCUGAAAAAUUGGAAGAGAAUUAUCUGGAUUAAGAAAAUCAAUUUGUGGAGUAAUAAGCUGCCAGCUUAGAGGAGUUAAAGUAAACAAAUGAAAGGGAUUACAAUUAUGAAAUAGAGUGCAUCAAAUUCGAUUUUCUAAAGUAACAAUUUACAGCCAAAGACUUUGCCUCUACUUUUCUAAACCUCACCAAGAGAAGAGUCAUCAAAUUCCCAAAUAUUAUUAAGGCAUUAUUUUAUUUGCUAGGCUACAAAAAAGAAGAAAUCACACAAGAAAACAAAUUGAAUUGGAAGAUUGUAGCCUCCUAUAUCGAUUAUAGAUUUUUAGCAAAAUUAGCACUCCUCAAUCAUAGAGGACCCAAAGAAGCCCCACUUUAACAUGCUACCAUAAAUCGAUUGGAAAAGUUAGUUGAUAUUUAUGAUGAAGAAAAAGUUAUGAAUUACAACUGGGCUUUAGGAUAUUUACAAAGAUUUCUAACCUUGUACUGUAAGUUGAGAAAAGAGGAUGUGGCAAUCAGGAAGGAAAUCUUACAGGAAAAGAGAACGUAAUUGUCAAAUGCCAAAGAAUAAUUGGCACAGUUAUUAGAAUAAAAGGAAACCGAUCUAUAAGCAGCUAAAACAAACUUUUAAGGAGAGGAAGGCGAAGAGUUUGAUGAAUAGAAAUGGAUCGAAUAAUGGGAAUCUGAACAUAAUCUACCUGAAAUUGGGCCUGAACCAUAAGAUGAAAUUGAUGAUGACUUAGAAUGA
This is a messenger RNA of Paramecium tetraurelia, 1902 nucleotides long. RefSeq lists its product as uncharacterized. The transcript has 3 exons. Gene Ontology annotation, cellular component: Set1C/COMPASS complex. The record is from RefSeq and is a predicted model, not a curated record. NCBI's taxonomy places the organism in Eukaryota, Ciliophora, Oligohymenophorea, Peniculida, Parameciidae.